AUGACGGAGCGAGUGGCCAAGCCUAGAGGGCGGAAGAAGAAAGAGACAACAAGAGCUGCGCUGGCAGUCCGCGGGAAAGAAGAUGGCGAGUCAUCAGCAACGCCACAUACAAUCCUGGCCCAAAGCGAAGCCUCAAGCAAGCCAACACCAAUUGACCAGCCAUCUUCCUCAUACUCGGCAUUACCAUCUGAGAGUAGAGACAACGAGAAGAUAGAGCAAGCUAUCGUAGCCAUACGCUACCAAUACAGACCUCCCAUGCUGAACCAACCCUCAAGAGUCCUGCCAGAAGCACUAGAUACCGCUUUCCUCUCCCACUACAUUGAGCUCAACAAAGGCGGAAGUCAGUACGCACCAGAAAUCCAAUGGCUUGGCCACAUAAACGAAAUUCACAGCAACGCAAGAAAGCCGGCGGUUCGAUUGUCUCUACGCGCAGUUUCCAUGGCCUUCUUCGGGAAGCAACAUCAUGAUCCGAGCAUUCUGGUCGACUCCUGGAGAUGGUAUACCGUGGCUUUGAGCGCUCAAAGAACGUCUAUAGCGAGACUGAAGAACGAUGCUAUUCCUGAUGAAGAAGAGGUUAUGGUGCCUCUUAUCAUGUCGUUGUACGAACUGUAUGUAGGGGCGACGGCGACGGGUGCGAUGUCUCAUAUCGCGGCUGCGGCUGAGAUCAUGAAUAUGCGCGGUCCAAGCAACUGCGGGUCAGGCGCCAUCUGGCCGCUGUUCAAGGGAAUUCGCAGUUCUGAUGCCCACAAAUCCGUAGUCUUCAACCGAAAGUCCGUCUACGCCUCCCCAGACUGGAUGACCUUACCCUUCAUUGGCAAACCCCGAGACGCACACCAAACCCUCGCAGACAUCGAACUCAUGGUCCCCCACUGUUUCGCCAUGCUCGAGAUACCCGGCUCAAUGCGCGUACUCUUCUCCACGCCAAUCCCCUCCCACGUCGACAUCCGGCCCUGCAAAGAACUCGCCUGCAAGUUAAUCCGGCAACUCGACGACUGGGCAGCAACAUAUCCCCACCUAACCAGCGUAUCCAGAAGCCCACAUGGAACACCUGGCGAGGGGGGUACGUCGAAAGGUCCCAGACAAGGAUCCCCCAAAUCCAGUUCCCCUAAUACCUUCGUAGCACUGAUCGCAUCAAACUACAUGGCCGAUCGCCUUGUGCUGAGCAUGCUCAUGUAUAAGAUGCAUACAGAAGCGACGGCGCCAAUGGAGCCGUAUGAGAACACUACCAAGCAUUACUACGACGUCGCUACGAAAGCUACGGUGGAUAUCAUCGAGGCUGCUGCGGAGAUUGAACAGGCACAGACACCGGGGUUUGACUUGUUGAGGAGUAUUGCGCCGGUCAUGGCUGUGGCUUUUGCGGCUCCCACGCCGGAGCUUAGGAAGGAUGCGGUGGAUACGAUGACACGAUGGGCACGCAGGAUAGGUGGACUUGGGUCGAUUAUUGGGGCGAUUUGA
Messenger RNA from Alternaria rosae, 1455 nucleotides. RefSeq lists its product as uncharacterized. Bases 1 to 1455 code for a protein of 484 amino acids. Lineage: Eukaryota; Fungi; Ascomycota; Dothideomycetes; Pleosporales; Pleosporaceae. The record is from RefSeq and is a predicted model, not a curated record. The transcript has 2 exons.